Dentiscutata erythropus is the source of this 1817-nucleotide messenger RNA. NCBI's taxonomy places the organism in Eukaryota, Fungi, Glomeromycota, Glomeromycetes, Diversisporales, Gigasporaceae. The record is from the annotation of a GenBank genome assembly.
UUGAUCGAGCAAUUGAAAGACACAGAGCAGCAAGAUUGGCCCGUCAAAAAAGGACGUCAUAUAAUAAUAGUGAUAUGCGAUCUGCAUUUUUAAAAGACUAUUACUUUUAUGAUAUAUAUCAUAAAAGAGCACAUGAUGAAAAUAUAAAAGCAAACCCUCAAAGUUCUCCGAUCGAAAAAAAUCCAAAAAUAUGCAUUAUUGGCGCGGGAAUGACCGGUUUGUUCUCGGCCCUUCUUUUGAAAAAAGCCGGUAUAAAUGAUAUCACUAUUCUUGAAUAUCAAGAUCGAAUUGGUGGACGUGUCCAUACUCAUUAUUUUACUGAUAAUCCUGAUGAUGAAAAACGGUUAUAUGGCGACCUUGGCGCAAUGAGAUUACCUUAUGUCAAAGAUCGGCCAGAUCUUAGUCCACAUCAAUUAGUCUUUGAUACAAUUGAUUAUCUGAAUGAAUAUAAUAAGAAGGAUAACCCAAAUAGAGUGAUUAAGCUUAUUCCUUUUAUUUCUAGUAAUCCAAAUGCCUUGUAUUACUUCAACAAUAAAAAAGCUCCAUCCGGGGAAAUUAUGACUUCUAAUUACUCAGAAAGCGUUGGAGUAAAGCAAUUAGGAUUACCUGAUGAAAUUCCAGAUAAUUAUCUUAGUCUUUGGAGUGAUGCGUUACAACCUUUUUUUGAUGAAUUAGAUACAAAUUUCACAAGUGGUCUUAUUAAUUUGAAACGUUACGAUCAUCAUACUGUUUAUUCUUAUUUAAAAGAAAUUUAUCUUCCUAAAGCAUUACCAUCGAAAUCUGUUGAUUAUGAUCGAAUUAUUAGUGCUAUUGAAUUACAAGAAGUAGGAACAGGUGAAUUCCGUCAUUGUGGUUUUGUCGCUCUUGCUAUUGAAGAAUAUUCCUUUAGCAACCCUAAAUAUGAGAUAAGCUGGAGUACUAUUGAUAAAGGAAUGCAACGAUUACCUAAUGCUUUCUUUCCAAUGAUUAAAAAGGAAAAUAUUAAUUUAACAUGUAAUAGUGAAGUUUAUAAGCUUGAAAAAACAAAUAAUAGUAUAAUUGAAGUGUAUUGGAAAAAGAAUGGAAAAUGUGUCUCUGAAAUUUUUGAUCGAGUAAUUGUCACUGUUCCGCUAGGUGUCGUCCGUCAUUGGAAUUUACCUUUAACUUUGUCGUAUGGAAAACGAAGUGCAAUUCGUGAAAUAGAUUAUGGAUUUGCUGGAAAAAUUUUCCUUCAAUUCAGAUCACGUUUUUGGGAAAAACCUCCUUCCGAAACUGGUGCUAAUCCUUCAACUUCUAAUAUUGGAAUUGUUGGUGGUACCACUUAUACCGAUCUUCCUAUUCGUGAAUUGGUCUAUCCUUCAUAUUAUCAAGGCAUAUCUAACGAUAAUCCUGGGGUGCUUUUAGUAUCUUAUACAGGGGGUAAUGAUGCUAUAAAAUAUGGUCAAUUCAGUGAGGAAGAACGAUUUGAACUCGCAUUAAAAGAUUUAGCAAUUAUUCAUGGUGACAUUGUAUAUAAAGAAUGGAUUCCAGGUAAAAAGAAUAAUAAGGCUGUGUAUUGGUCUAAUGAUAAAACUGUCGGAGGCGCUUAUGUUGAAUAUGGCGCUUCACAACUGAAUUCAUUAAUGGGUGCCAUGAUGAGACCGGAAGAAUCAAUUCAUUGGGGUGGAGAGCAUACUGAUAUACAUUGGAGUUGGAUCGUUGGUGCAUUAAAUUCUGGAGUUAGGGUAGUAAGAGAAAUACUGCUUGAAAAUUUAAUGGGUGAUAAAUGGUCUGAAUUAAAGAAUACAAGAUUGUUAAAAUAUUGGAAUGGAAAUCUCGAGGCAUUCGAAGGUUAUUGA